UGUUCUGUUGAAAUGCCAUUACCGACCAUUAAAACAACUGGGACUGAAAAUUUACCGAAGUGGGGACAACGACAAACACGACCCAAAGGUGGAUUUAAUUGCACGAGAAAUGUCAACAUUUGGAAAUGGGAUUACGCAAGGAUUGCAUUGAUGUGUACUGCAUUUCCCUCCGGUUUAGCCGUGGCUAGCUACCUCUCAAGCUAGCCGAAUCGGAACAAUCGGUAGCUAGCCAGCCAGCUAUCCAACAUAGUUAGCUAGCUAACUACAGUAACUCUAUAGACUUAGGUUAUAUGUAGUAGGACUAGGACGGUGCACGUUUCAUCGCUAAAAAUACUGAAAACGAAUGUUGUUUCUGUCAUGAGUCCAGCCGGGUGCCCCCAUGUGAACGGUUUCAAAGUGGAUAACUGGAAACAGAAUCUACGGGUCAUUUACCAAUGCUUUGUGUGGAGUGGAUCUGCCGAAACCAGGAAACGCAAGGCCAAGUCGUGUAUCUGUCACAUGUGCGGCACCCACCUGAACCGGCUCCACUCCUGCCUGUCCUGUGUCUUCUUUGGCUGCUUCACCAAGAAACACAUCCACGAGCACGCCAAAAACAAACGACACAAUCUAGCUAUAGAUCUAUUGUACGGCGGGAUAUACUGCUUUGUGUGCCAAGACUACAUAUAUGACAAAGACAUGGAACAGAUUGCCAAAGAGGAACAAAGGAAAGUGUGGAAGUUGCAAGGUGUAGGGGAGAAGUAUUCGACGUGGGAGCCCACCAAGCGAGAGCUGGAGCUGCUGCGGCACAAUCCAAAGCGCCGGAGAAUAACGUCAAACUGCACCAUCGGUCUUCGAGGUCUGAUCAAUCUGGGCAACACGUGUUUUAUGAACUGCAUCGUCCAGGCCCUCACCCACACACCCCUGCUGCGGGACUUCUUCCUGUCCGACAGACACAAGUGUGAGAUGCAGUCCAACUCCUGUCUGGUGUGUGAGAUGUCACAGCUCUUUCAGGAGUUCUACUCGGGCCACCGUUCGCCCCACAUUCCCUUCCGGCUGCUGCACCUGGUGUGGACUCACGCGCGCCACCUAGCAGGCUACGAGCAGCAGGAUGCCCACGAGUUCCUCAUCGCUGCCCUGGAUGUGCUGCACCGCCACUGCAAAGGAGAUGGUAACGGGAAGAAGGCUAACAACCCCAAUAACUGCAACUGCAUCAUCGACCAAAUCUUCACUGGAGGCCUGCAGUCUGACGUGACAUGUCAAGUCUGCCAUGGUGUUUCCACGACGAUAGACCCGUUCUGGGAUAUCAGUCUGGACCUGCCGGGGUCGUCCACACCCUUCUGGCCCCUCAGCCCCGGGGGGGACGGCAGCACACUCAACGGAGAGAGCCACCUCUCAGGGGCCACCACGCUCACAGACUGUCUACGCAGAUUUACCCGACCAGAGCACUUGGGGAGCAGCGCCAAGAUCAAAUGUAGCGGUUGCCAUAGUUACCAGGAGUCCACCAAACAGCUGACCAUGAAGAAGCUCCCCAUUGUGGCGUGUUUCCACCUCAAACGGUUUGAACACUCGGCGAAGCUGCGGAGGAAGAUCCCUACGUACGUCUCCUUCCCCUUAGAGCUGGACAUGACUCCCUUCAUGGCCUCCAGUAAAGAGAGUAGGAUGAACGGACAGUACCAGCAUUCAGUAGACGUGUUCAACAACGACAAUAAGUAUUCUCUGUUUGCGGUGGUCAACCACCAGGGUACUCUGGAAAGCGGUCACUACACCACGUUCAUCCGGCAGCACAAGGACCAGUGGUUCAAGUGUGACGACGCCGUCAUCACCAAGGCCAGCAUCAAGGACGUGUUAGACAGUGAAGGGUACCUCUUGUUCUACCAUAAACAGUUUCUGGAGUACGAAUAGUCACCUUCCUUCAGCACUGAUGUCAACAGCCACCAAGAGUCUUGCAACAACAAGAUGGCAACCUGAAACUUUACAUCAGUGAAGAUUUGAAGCUGGGGGAAUGGAGGGAAAAGAAAAUGAAGCAUGCAUCCUUUCUGAAUAAAGGACACUCAAAAACGAAUCUGCACUGAAGCUACUAGGAUCUACUUGAUAAGGAGGAAGAGAGUGGGGUGGGGGAAGGGAGAUUGCAGGAUGGAGAGUGAAAGGAGGAGUGUGACUAUGGAGGCUUUGUUGGAAGAGAAGGCGCUUCCUUCACUUUCGCUCUCUCUAUCGCCCUUUUUCUCUCUUGUUCCAGACAGACAGACAGGCAGAUGGAGGGACAGACUGAUCGUGGGCACAUCUCAUCAAAACUGUCAACUUCACAUUCAGUUAUUUUAUCAUUUCUGAAUUCCAUAAUUCCACCCACACACACACACCCAUCUACAAGUGACCAAGCAUUUUCAAAGGAGGAAAUACAUUUGGUUGUCUAAUUUCAUUAUGCAUUAUUAUUGCGCGGACUGCAAAACAAGCUGACAAAUGGUAUUUCGAAUAUUGCAAAGACAAAGUGAUUACUAUAAUUGUUGUUUGUGACUUUUUCGUUUUGAAAAUACUGUAUGAUUAAUCUAGAAGACAUCUGACUGAGUUGAAGAAGUGGAGUGUGGUUCUGUGAAAAAGCUAUCCUCUUUUCUUUUUUCUUUUUUUUUACUUUUCGCGAGGGCAGAGAAAAUACAUAAGUAUAUUUUUAUAAUGAAUAUGAGUCCUUGUUUAUAGUUCCCCAUCCUCCCCUCUCCCUCGAACAACCCGUCCUUGUUAUGUUGUGCAGUCAGUCAUGUCUUUUUCAAAAAGAGAAAAAAAAGUUAUGCUUCAUCUCAUGAGACUGCUGUUGUGGAGCUUGUUUCACAUUUGUUUGUUACUUGUGCUGAUGGCAUAAUUCUUGUGUUGCUGACAUAUGGUUGUGAAUUUGUUUCAGGUGAUGCGUUUUUGUGAAGAAGAAGAAAAAGACUAGCACUAUUCUUACCAAGUGUGUAUCCUGCCGGAGACAGUGACUCGAUCUGACACUAGUAAACCUUGUCCACAUGUUGCUCUAAUUCCAUGUAUGCACACACGUUGUGCAUAUGUUUGUGUACUGAAUCAGUACUUCCAUUCAGCAUGCUGUCUACGAUGGAUAUAAAGUCGGUGUCGGAUGAGUUUUUUUUCACAUUAUUAUAUAUGUUAAAGUAUGUAUGUAUGCUAAAAAAAGAAACCAAGGUAUAAAUUGAGUUACGUUAUCGGCCAAGGAUCAAUAUGUUCUAGUCAAGACUACAUCCCCAACACUUUAUUUGCUGCAAGAACUGGACACUGAUGGUGAGACCCAAAAUAAAAAUCUAUAUCUAUACUCUC
Molecule: messenger RNA, 3279 nt
Organism: Coregonus clupeaformis (lake whitefish)
Lineage: Eukaryota; Metazoa; Chordata; Actinopteri; Salmoniformes; Salmonidae
Gene: usp22
Product: ubiquitin specific peptidase 22
Exons: 13
Coding region: 358-1881 (507 amino acids)
Biological process (GO): protein deubiquitination
Molecular function (GO): cysteine-type deubiquitinase activity; zinc ion binding
Source: RefSeq, a predicted model, not a curated record